Messenger RNA from Puntigrus tetrazona (Sumatra barb), 3777 nucleotides. RefSeq names its product coiled-coil domain containing 106a (gene ccdc106a). Gene Ontology annotation, cellular component: nucleoplasm. The transcript is spliced from 9 exons. The record is from RefSeq and is a predicted model, not a curated record. Bases 214 to 1422 code for a protein of 402 amino acids. Lineage: Eukaryota; Metazoa; Chordata; Actinopteri; Cypriniformes; Cyprinidae.
ACGUGACCCAAAUGCUGCGUUUAUUUCUGCCUGGAAGCGUCUAAAAAUUAGCUAGUUUGCUAUUCAUCUCUGUGCAGCUGAACGAACGGUGUAUUAUCCCUCCUCCGCUGCACAAACCGAGAGUAGCGUGACUAGUCAUUUAUUUUAAUUUCAGGAAGAAGGUAGUUCAUGUCAUAACCUGUCUAUGUAAAUGUUUUGGUCGUGGAUGUCGGGAUGAUGGGAAGAACAGACGGUUCGCCCGUUAAGCUGUGCGAAAAUAUGAAUGAUGCGGACGCAGCCUCAAGGAAGCACGCGAGUUCCCGGGAGCUCCAGACUCCCAAGAAUGAGGACGCCUAUGAAAUCUCCAUUCCUUUCGAAGACAACAACUUCGAUCAGCAGGGAGGCUUUUACAACCAGAAUGACCAGAACUUUGAUGGUAGCGAUCCUCCAGCACCGAGCAGCUCGUACCUGUUAAUCACUAACUUGCGCACGCAACUCCAGAUCUCACUGGAGAAAAAUUCAUGGCUGCAGAAACGCAUUGAGGACCUGGAGGAGGAGAGGGACUUCUUGCGCUGCCAGCUCGAUCGGUUCAUCUUCUCGACCAAGAGUCAGGAAAGCAACGGUAAUGAUUCCAGGAGUUUUUCUUGGAGAAGGAGAAGAGAAAAUGAUCGGGAUCAACAAGUGGAGAGCCAGCGUUCAGCCAACCGUCAGUCAUUCCAGCAGAGGCCAACCCAACAGACUUCAGCCAAUCCCAAGGCCCUGAGCUCUGUUCCUGGUCCAGUCAAUGCUCAGAUAAAUUCCUUGUAUGGGUCUCCCCACCCCCAGCCUCUCUUACAGGGCCACGGCGGAGGCAGCACCAGCAGCAGCUGUAGUAGCAACAACAGGUCCCUCAAUGAACUGCAAGAAUCCCUCACUCUUCUGGGAGAUGAAGAAGAGGAUGACUACCUUGAGGAUAGCUACCUGGAAGAAGAGGAAAUGAUGUCAGGAGAGGAUGUGAUAACAGAUAACAUGUCACUUCGAAAUAUCGGCACAGCUGGAAGACCCGCCGGCAGUCACCCGGCUCUGAAGAGGCGGAGGGUUUUCAGAAUCGCCAGAGGGAGAGAAAGACAGAGAGUGAAAGAUGCAGCAGGUGUGCUGUUCCGUUAUAAAAAGAUCCUGGUAACGUACCAGAGGUUAAAGAACAUGUCCAAGGCCUUCCAGAUCCACGGAGUAGAUCGUAAUACGGUGGCCUCUACCACACCCAUUGCUGAGCUUCUGCUGGUGGCUCCAGAGAAGGUGGCUGAGGUGGGUGAGUUUGACCCGUCUAAAGAAAAGCUUCUGGACUACGCCCGACGCUGUUAUAUCGCCCUCGACCCCCAGACUCUCAGCAAAGUGCAAGCACUUAAGAAAAACAACCUCCUCCUGCCCAUCUCAUACAGGUUGAAAGGAACGGAUAAUCGAUAAUUGGAAGAAUUAAUGAGGUGAUUCUUAUCCUACUAUGCAGUGAAACCCUUCACUGUAUUUUAAUGUAACAUACGCCACACAUCUCCCAUCUCAACCUUCACAUUGUGCUGUUCAGAUCCACUGUACUCUGAACCAAGUGUACUAUUACCUCUGUUCACUCACGCUCGAAGCUGCGGGUGGGAUGCACACUUAAGCUUUCAGGUUUGGUAUAUUAAAAGAGAACUUGCUUCUCAAACCCAUUUUACACCAUCCUUUCAUAUCGGAAUUUUUAGUAUCGUUUAAUAUUGUCGCUUUACUUUCCAUUCUUUGUGAUGUGUAGCUCUAUAACAGUGUGUGUUGCUCAGAAGAUCUGUUGGGUCUUUAGGUCCGCUCAGUUGUCCCAAGCGUGUGUCCUGAUUCUCCGUGUCUCAUAGCAGUUACUUGACAGCCUGAAAGACUUUUGAAAUAGAGGUUCUUCUAAAAAAUGGUGCACGCGUAGACCCAUGCACUCCUCCUAUUUUAACACUGUGCUACUCUUUGCAAGCGGCACCCGUACGUUCUCAGUAGAACCUUUUUGGAUAUGAUUUGUGGAGUGUUUGUGCAUGUGUCUCCCUUAAUCAUGGCCUGUCUCCUAUUAGAUGACACUGACUGUUCAGCAUGUGCAAAGUUUUAUAUAGUGUAAAUCAGUGAUACUACAUGUUAAAACAGCUGGUAAUAGUACUAGUCUGGUCUAGUCUAGUACAGCGUAGUGCAGAUGAUAAUGUUAGGAGAGGAAAUGAGUGCAGAGAUGUCCCUGUUCUACCUGGUGCUGAAGUUCUCAUGAGAGUGUGUGUGUGUGAGUGUGUGUGUGUGUGUGGAUUUCACCGUCUAUGUCUGGAUGCAUGUUGGAUGUUUGUUAACGUGUGGCACGCUUGAGGUUAGACUACUCAUGGCUCUUUCGAGCACAUAUUGAAACCUCCAGUGGCUAAUAAAAAACAGCAAGUUUCUCUUUAUAUCACAAUUUUCUUCUUCCUUACCAUCAGAUAAUAUUUGUUAACAUUAGUUAAUACAUUAGAUAUCAUAAACUAAAAUGAAGAACAUUUACUAUUGUUCAGUGUUGGUUUAUUCCCGUUUAUACCCAUGAAAAAUAAAUAUACUACGAUGCAUUUAAAAUGCAAUUAUUUCAUGCUAAGUGUACCAAAUAUACUUAUAUAUUAUAAAUAUUACAUAUUUAUGUAAGUAUACUUAAAGUCUGCUGAAACGCAACAACUCAUUUUGUGCUUAAUGUAAUUGUCCGGUCUAAGUAAAGAUAUAAUGAAGUAUAUUUGAUUGCAAAAUUGCGGUACGCUUUAAAUAUCUUUUAUUUAAAUACCAAUAUUAAGAGCAUACAAUCUUAAAUAGUGACGUUAAAAGAAGUUUAAGCUUAAUGUUAAGAAAUGUGAGUUGUACAGCAGUAGUACUCCAAAAAGAGUUUAAUUCUAAUUUUUAUAUCAGCGUCUUGAGUGAUGUGUCAGUAAAUAUAUGUAUAGAUUUGGACUAUACUAAGAAUGAAAUAAAUGUAUUUUAAAUAGCACUUUUUACUAGGGUGAUAUAUUAUUUAUAAAACCUGAAAUUCAAAAAAACUAAACAAAAAAUGAUUCUACGUAUAAAUGAACACUAACCUGAAUUUAAUGUUAAAUGUAUUUUUUUUGUUAGUUCAUGAUACUUAAUUAACUAAUGUUAACAAAUCAAACCCAAUUGAGAAGAGUUACUGUAUUUGCAUUAUCUUGUACUUUCAUUGUCAUUUUCCUGUCUGCUACUAUUAAUUACGGGUCAGGGCUGAAGGUGAUUUGAAUUUCACCUCAGGAACCAAUCAUUUCCAGUACAGGUUAGUUUAUCGCAAAACCAUUUUCCACUGUUGUGGUUUUUUUUUUUUUUUCCUCUCCAUAUAACCAAGAAGCUGUUUAUAUAGCCUGUACUAUUUUGUCACUAAAAGAAACAUUAAUGAAAUGUUCAUUGAUUCUUCAUAUUGUAAAUCACACUAAAGCAUUUGAUUUCCUACUGAAUCCUGUGCCACUCCGCUCUUUAAUUCUGAUUCUUCUUAAGGUCUUGUUAUCUAAUAGCAUUCCCAUAAUUUGUCAUAAUGCACUUAAGACUAAAACCCCAUCUGCUAAAUAAUGACAUGUUCUUUGAGGAAACUAAUUAUCUGUUUAUUUUUAAAGCACAUUACAGUCAUAUGCUAAUCGGUUUGAACAGGAAGCAAAGAUGGAAUUGUUCCAUAAAAAACAUAAUACUUUUAGCAUUUAUGUUAAAAACAACCUAUAUUAUGUACAUUGGGUAUUGUACACUUUUUGGUCCUAAAAAGUAGCCAUCUAUAAUUCUUGAUCCUAAAUAAAAUUUGCACUUUGUUGAAGUCUA